UCUCAAGUUCUCAUUCACUCCUGUGAAGAGUGAAGCUGAAGAGGAAGCUCAGUCCUCUCAGCUUCAUCAAAGACAAACUGAACCGAUGGAAAUAGAAGCUGAUGGAGAUGAUUGUGGAGGACCAGAACCAGCCAGAAACCCAGAUCCAGAUGAAAAGACUGGAGAUUGUUCUGAACCAGAUACUGAUGAGGAGACUGGAGAUUGUUCUGAACCAGAUGAUUGUGGAGGACCAGAACCAGCCAGGAACAAAGAUCCAGAUAGACCUCCAGAUCCUGAUCUCAAGACUGCAGACUCUUCAGAUCCAGAUCCUGAUGACUCUGUUGAUUGGAAGAAGACCAGAGAACCUCAAUCAGGUUUAAACUCGUUGACGAAUGAUGAAGUUUCUGUCAGUGAUUCAAAAUGUAGUUCUAGUGAAAAACCAUUCAGCUGCUCUCAAUGUGGGAAAAGAUUUCACCUCAAAGGAACUUUAAAGAAACACAUGUUAACUCACACAGGAGAGAAACCUUUCAGCUGCUCUGUCUGUAAAAGAGCUUUUGCUCGGAGAGGAAAUUUUAAGAAACACAUGUUCACUCACACAGGAGAGAAACCUUUCAGCUGCUCAGUCUGUAAAACAUGUUUUACACUGAGCAGUCAUUUAAAGAUCCACAUGUUAACUCACACAGGAGAGAAACCUUUCAGCUGCUCAGUCUGUAAAACAUGUUUUAGACACAGAGGAACUUUAAAGAGUCACAUGUUAACUCACACAGGUGAGAAACCUUUCAGCUGCUCAGUCUGUAAAACAUGUUUUGCACACAGUAUAACUUUAAAGAGUCACAUGUUCUCUCACACAGGAGAGAAACCUUUCAGCUGCUCAGUCUGUAAAAAAUGGUUUACACAGAACAGUCAUUUAAAGAGUCACAUGUUAACUCACACAAGAGAGAAACAUUUCAGCUGCUCACUCUGUAAAACAUCUUUUGCACAGAGCAGUCAUUUAAAGAGACACAUGUUAACUCACACAAGAGAGAAACCUUUCAGCUGCUCACUCUGUAAAACAUCUUUUGCACAGAGCAGUCAUUUAAAGAGACACAUGUUAACUCACACAAGAGAGAAACCUUUCAGCUGCUCACUCUGUAAAACAUCUUUUGCACGGAGCAGUCAUUUAAAGAGUCACAUGUUAACUCACACAAGAGAGAAACCUUUCAGCUGCUCACUCUGUAAAACAUCUUUUGCACGGAGCAGUCAUUUAAAGAGACACAUGUUAACUCACACAAGAGAGAACUCAUUUUAGUUGUUCUGGUUUUGGUAAAGUUGACAUUUAUUCCACUCCCUCACUUGUCAACAAGACCUUGAGAAACUGGACCUCCCUCGUUUGGGGCAGUGACUCACUUCCAACUGGGAGGACUCUAUCCACUAACCACUACGAAGCCAUCUCCACUAAGAGAAUAUCAUCUGGGUAGAGUAGUCACCAUGUUUGUUUUGUUUAGCUUUACCUGCCCUGUUCUUUGUCAUCGGGUAUUUUAUGAACCCCCGAGUGUUCCUGUUGUGCUUGUAGCUGCUGUCAUAGCGAUCCAGUCUGCUGAGCUUUGUUGAGUUGAGAUCCUCCACCAAGAAUAUGUCAGCAGACUGUAUUUCAUCAGUUAUCUCUAUGAAGACAUCAUGUCAACAUGUUCUCCUCUAUGAAGACAUCAUGUCAACAU
Molecule: messenger RNA, 1676 nt
Organism: Pseudoliparis swirei
Lineage: Eukaryota; Metazoa; Chordata; Actinopteri; Perciformes; Liparidae
Product: oocyte zinc finger protein XlCOF6.1-like
Exons: 1
Coding region: 86-1267 (393 amino acids)
Biological process (GO): regulation of transcription by RNA polymerase II
Molecular function (GO): RNA polymerase II cis-regulatory region sequence-specific DNA binding; DNA-binding transcription factor activity
Source: RefSeq, a predicted model, not a curated record